Molecule: messenger RNA, 576 nt
Organism: Meloidogyne enterolobii
Lineage: Eukaryota; Metazoa; Nematoda; Chromadorea; Rhabditida; Meloidogynidae
Source: the annotation of a GenBank genome assembly
AUGUUGUUCUGUUUCAAUAAAGCACUUAACAUUGAUGAACAAUGUGUAGAUGCUUAUGUUGGUCGUGGUGCUGCAUCAGCAGGUCUACGUAACUUUUCUGCUUCAUUGCAAGAUUUGGAAAAGGCAAUAGAGCUACAGCCGGAGCAUCGAAACGCAAAUAAAUAUCAAUUAGAAGUGCUCGUUGCAUAUGCAAAAGAGUUUGUUUUUAUCUUUGAAAAUAUCUUAAAAUCGUUUUCUUUAAACAGUUUGGAAAAAUCUGGAAAUAUCCGAGAAGCUGAAGAGAAAUUUACUCGUGUUUUGGAACUUCAACCGGGACAUUUUCAUGCUGUAGAUUUUUUUCAAAGAAUGGAUAUUUCUGAUAAUUCAAGGAAGAGGCCUUCUGAUGUUAUAGAACUUGAUGAAGACGAAGAGGAUUUGAAAAAAGGAAAAACUAAUGGAUUUAACAAUAAUAAAAAUCAGAGUGACGAUAAGAACAAAAAGGCAGAUUCUUCAAUGAGCGAGGAGGAGGCAAAACAGAAUCGUAUUAAAUUGAAAGAAAUGGAAGAAUUUAUAAGAAAAUUGAAAAGCAGAAAAUGA